CCCGGUGCUCCUGGGGGAAGGCAGCGACGCUCCGGGACGCAAAAAGCGCAACGCACACAUGCUCUAUAAGCGCCCGUGCGUUCGUGCCACUUGAAUCCGUAUAGGACAUGGAGAGAGCGAUGUGAUUGGACGCAGAAGAUUCCAAAGACAGGCCGCUUUCCGACAGGAGAAGUGGACAGCAGUUGCACCCAAGCUAGUGCACCAGGGGACCAUGGAGCCUGAGGAUGAUCUCUUGACCAGAGACCCUCAAGAUCUGAUGUCCAACCAAGGGCUACUGCCUUCAGCAUCCACCUCCUUACUCAGCUGCACCUUCCUGGGGGGGUUAUUGCAUUGUGAUGACACAAUGGAGAAGGGUGAUGGAAAUGGAGAUUCAGACGGUCCAAAAUGCUUUUUCCCCACACUGGAGCAUUGUGGUAAAGUACAGAGAAGUCCACGAUCUUCAGCCUUCCCCUCAUCUCUGACAUGGGACUCGGACUCGGAGAAAGAAACCUUGGACGAGGAAGAACUUCAGCACUUUUCUAACCCUCAUGGUCUGGCUGCUCACAGCCCAGGAAGUCCCAGCUCUGGACAACAAGACGACAGAUUUGACAUUGAUCCGUGCCAAGAACCUGUGGAAACCAAGCACUUAUUUCUUGAAAACAUCCCACUUGCCCCCCUGGAGGUAGAGAAUCAAGGAGAUGUUACAUACAAGGAGCCGAAAACUACAGACUCCAGCCUACCAAAACAUACAGCAAAACUGGAACAAGACAAAGUGAGUCAUCUACCAGAUACUACACCAAAAGAGGGAUGCCAAAAAGAAGAGAAAAAUGAGCGGAAAAUGCUUAAUAGUAGAGGGCGGGAAGAGAAGAACACCAAAGAGCCAGAUGUAUACACCUUCCCAGGAGACUCUGAGCCAGAGAGUCCACCACCUGGACCUUGGGCGCAAUGCACCUUCAUCCAGCGCCGAAGAAAAAAGAGGGCCAUAUUGAGGCCUUUCUCUGGCUUAGACACUUGGCAAUGCACAACGGGAGCUGGCAGAAGGACCAGAAGAAAACCCUCUGGAGCACAGGAGCGUAGGAAAACCACAAAGGUUGGGGAAAGGAUGUUCAAACUUAAAGAGGAAAAGGAAGAGAAGGUACGAGGAAGGCAGAGGUCAGUAGUAGAUCACCAACUGGAUGGAGACCUCUCCCAAGAUAUUUUUACAUGUGUAGAAUGUAGCAUUUACUUCAAGAAACGUGUCCAUCUGCGUGAACACAUGCGAGAGCAUGGCCAAGUUGGUGAAUCUGGGAAGAAAUGGCAAUGUGGAAAGAAAGACUCUUGGAGUGGACAUCUUAAUAAAAAUGCUUUUGAAUGCAUAGAAUGUGGUCUGGAGUUUGUAGACAAGGUACUGCUGCUAGAUCAUCAACAAUGCCACGAGGAGUCACGGCAGAAAAUCGUUGAAGAGAUUGGAAAAUUAAAUGAGGGGGACAAGGGGGUGGCAGAGCAAGCCAGUUGCAGUAAGGCAUUGGAGCCAGUCAUCCAAGAGUCAACAGAGGUCAGUCAGUUUGUGUGUCUUAAGUGCAACUUUAGCUCUGAUUUGCCUCAAGAACUUGCUGAGCAUACCAAGAUGCACAACACCCGAACAAGGGCUGGUGUCUAUCGAACUUCCCCCCGAUUUCAGCAGAAGUCCUGCAAGAAAGGACAGGUUCAGUCCUCUGCAGAUGUUACAUCAACUUUCGUCACGUCACCUCUCAACAAGAGGUACCCCAUCCGAACAUCCAAAAAAUCUAAAGAAACGCAGCCUGAAAGUGGCCCUUCACAGGUGGACUCUAGUUCAUUGUCUUGCCAAAAUGCUUCUGCAACCCCAGGAGAGGCCACAGACCAACCUGGUAAAGCAACUCUGCAUGAAAAUACAGACCCUGCUGAGGAGUUGAGACAAACAGAAGAGCCCAGGACAACUGUGGCUAAUCCUGUGGAAGAGAAUGUUCCACAACCUCAGCAUCUCAUGUCAUCUCUGCCAAAUCCAAGGGCUACUCCGCGGCAUAAGGAUGUGGCAUUCAAGAGCAUAGGGAAUAAACGCACAGUCUGGGCUACAAGGGGUAAACUUGGGCGCACAAGAGCAAGUACAAGACUGGAUCCUAAAUCCACCCUUACUCCUGUUAUGAAAAAACAAGUCCAAAUCUCAAACCAGACUGAAGAUAAGGGCCAGAUAAAAGACAUUCCACCACCAGAACCAGAACAUGAUCCAAAACAAGACUCCAAAACAGGGACGGAGCCACCUGCCAAUGAUCCGGAUCUCAAAGCCAACGCCUCCUCACAAAAGAAGAACAGCAAAAAGCUUGAAGCACAGGAGGAGGAACCCAAACUCAAAGACAAAUCUGAUAGUCAGGAGAAGAGUGGAGAAGGCACACUUGUUGCUGCAAAACUAGAGGAUGAUGAUGAUGAUGAUGAUAUUGAUGAAGAUGAAGAGGAUGUUGUUAGUCGCCUUAUUGGUGCAUUAACUGAGGAAGAUGAUGAAGAUGAUGAUAGAGAGGGGUUGUUGAAGAGUGUGGAAAGAAAAUGCCCUUAUUGCCCAGAUCAAUUCCAUAAUGGCAUCGGACUAGCCAAUCAUGUUAGGGGUCACUUGAACAGAGUGGGUGUCAGUUACAACGUUAGGCACUUCAUCUCCCCAGAAGAGGUCAAUGCCAUUGAGAAGAAAUUCUCCUAUCAGAAAAAGAAGAAAAAAGUCGCCAACUUUGACACGUCAACCUUCAGUGUAAUGAGAUGUGAGUUCUGCAGUGCCGGCUUUGACACCAGGGCUGGUCUCUCCAGUCAUGCCCGAGCCCAUCUCAGAGACUUUGGCAUCACCAACUGGGAAGUCACAGUUUCUCCCAUUAAUAUUCUCCGAGAGCUUUUUGCCAAGUAUCCAGAUCUUGUUCUACCCACUGCCACCACCCAUACUAUCCAGUCAGGUCAAGAGCAAAACUCUGAUGAGGAGCAAGAGAGCAGGAAAGACAUAAAGGAUGAGGAGAACAUGACAGCACAACCCACCACUCGUUCCUCUGACUCUCCAAAACGGCGCUGGAAGGAAGAGCACAGUAUCAGUGAAUUGGAGGGUGGGGAGGAGGCAGAGGAUGGGGAAGAGGAAGAAGAGGAGGCCCAAAUGCCUGUUGCAGAUAAAUUGGCCACAAGUCCAGGAGAAAAGACCCUGUUCUCCAUUGAGGAACGGAGCCCUGAAUCCAAAGAGACAGAUGCUAUGGGCUCUAACCUGUUGAAAUGUGAGUUUUGUGGUGCUACCUUUGAGACUCGUCGUGGUUUGUCUAGCCAUGCCCGCUCUCACCUACGGCAGCUCGGCAUCGGCAUGUCGGAGAACAGUGGCGCACCCAUUGAUCUCCUCUACCAGAUCACUAAGGAACGCUCCAUUGAUGCACACUUUACUGGCACCUCUUCUACUGUGGAAUCCCCUAAGAAGCCCCAGCACCAUGCCCCUAUUACUCCUAUACCUAGCCCCACAAAAGAUGUUGAAACUGGAGAAGGGCUGCUGGACACCAAGCCCACUGUCCCAUUCUCUAUUGCGGGUUCCGCUAUUAAGGUUUCCUCUUCCCCAACUACUCACUCUGCAGCUGGCUCUCUGCCUUCCUCUCCAUUUGUAAAGUCUCGGUCCCCUUCCCCAGUGCUGAGAAAGGCUCCCAUCUCUUCCCUACUACCCGUGUCUUCCCCACUGCGAACCCAGGAGCAUAAGACCAUAGGAAAGAACCAGUCUACAAACCAUUCCAGUCCGAACAAACCAUUCUGGGCACCGCAAGAGACGGAUGCCCCAUUGAAUCUUACAAUGGACGUGGACUCUAAAGACAUUAUUUGCCAGUUAUGUGGUGCAUGGUUUGAAACAAGAAAAGGCCUCUCGAGUCAUGCUCGUGCCCAUUUGCGCCAUUUUGGGAUUGAGUACUCGGAAUCCAAGGGCUCCCCCAUAGACUUACUCAACCGGUUCAUCUUGACUGAUGACUUUAAGCACAGAGCAAAUUCUUUUCUCUCAGAUGGUCCUGAGGACCUGAGGUCCCAGAAGACCAGCAUGACUUCCCUCCAACCCUCCACUUCCACUUCCCCUAAGAGAUCUCUUCCCUCCAGCCCUGUCCUAUAUAAAAUGGCAAAUUCUUCUAUGAGGACAACCAUUGGCUCCAAAGCUACCUCCUCUUCUAACCACCCCUUUUUGGGCCCACCUCCAAAGAAGCUGAAACCCUCCUCGUUGCAAGUCCUUCGUUUCAGUAGUGGAGAAGUGAUGUCCUUUCCUAUAGAGCCAAUGAAAGACGUGGGCUGUGAAUACUGUGGAGAACUUUUUGAGAACCGCAAAGGCCUCUCCAGUCAUGCCCGCUCCCAUCUGCGCCAACUUGGGAUCACCGAAUGGUCUGUGAAUGGCUCACCUAUUGACACAUUAAAAGAGAUUAUAGUUCGUCGAGGCCUACCGUCCAUCAUGCCUCUAAAGUCCCCCAAAUCUCAGAGCCCAGGACUGUCUCGGCCUGCGCUCCAGUCCUCUUCCCCACCAGGGAAUGUGCUUGGGCGCCUGCCUUUCCACUUUGCCCAAACACCAAGCCACGACCAGCCUUCUACCCGCAAAAUGUCUCCUUCGACAUCCACUGCCAGUUCUUCACCAACCUUAGAGCUGGUUAAACUGAAACCAGAGCCUGAAAUAGUUGAGGUUACCAUGAAAGGAUCAGACAUGGGAGUAAAUGAAAGCUACAAUCCAGAGCCACUACAUUCCAGUUUAAACACUUCAGACAAUAUUUAUCCAGUCAACUUGGUUAUGACUCAGGAGAAGGAACCUUCCCGUGAUAUUCGCUGUGAAUUCUGUGGCGAAUUCUUUGAAAACCGCAAAGGCCUUUCAAGCCACGCACGUUCACACUUGAGGCAUAUGGGUAUCACAGAGUGGUCUGUGAAUGGCUCGCCCAUUGACACACUUUGGGAAGUCAUGAGGAGACAAGGCACUACCCCUGCAUCUGUUGCCUUGGGCAUAAAGGAGGAACCGGGACAGGAUGGUGGGAUUUCAUUGAACAGUAUGGGCUAUCAGUCCUCUGCUCUGUCCCGCAAGUCACCUCUUAACCUGCUCCACUCUGGUUCGCGCCUCCAUAAGCAUGGGCUGGGAAGCAUUGCCUUAUCCUCCACCUCACCUGUGGGGAAGGUUUUUGGAGUGCCUCCGUUGAAGAAGAAGGUGAUGUUGGAGGAAGGACAGCCAGGAGAAAAACUGCUCAUCCAAUCUAAAAACUUCUUGCCUCCCCCACAGGACUAUUCCUUUAAGGGUAAAGCCUCAAUGGAGAAGCAUGGGGUAGGCCACAUGGAUGCCAGUUGUGAACUCUGUGGAUUCUACUUUGAGAACCGGAAGGCGCUGGCCAGUCACGCUCGAGCACAUCUACGACAGUUUGGCGUGACGGAAUGGUGUGUAAAUGGUUCGCCUAUUGAGACACUGAGUGCCUGGAUACGCAGCCGUCCACAGAAGGCAGCAGAGAUGCAGCAAAGUUAUGCACAAGGAGCCCGUUAUACCCAGAAGAAAAGGUGCAGUUCCGCUCUCUCACUGUCCUGUGACUCUGAACCUACUACUCCUGUUCCCCAAAAGCCCGCUGUGGCCAAAUGGGCAUCUCUCACUUUGCCUCAAAAGAGAGCAAUUGGACGGGAUGUCAACAGUUGUUCCUGGAGGUUAUCGUCACGGGGAACAGACACAAAAGUCAGGAGUGGAAGUUCCACUCAGCAUGGCCUUAUUCCACAGCCUGGCAGUCAUCGUUCCAAUAAUGCCCUUCCACAUGCGCAGGUGGCUCAUAGUGAACUCAACGUGCGUUUGCCACGAGGAUUUGAGAGGCGACCACUUAAACACCCGUCACAUGCUGAAGGAGGGGAGGGAGAGAGUGGCCCCCCGAAGCCUCGCUCCAGUACCGUUCCUGCCCUUGUGCCAAAGCCCCCCUCCACCCCGCUGGUUAGACUUGUGGGUAAAAUUUACUCACUCAAGUGUCGGUUUUGUGACGUGGAGUUUCACGGCCCUCUCUCGGUACAGGAGGACUGGAUCAGGCACCUACAGCAGCACAUCCUCAAUCUUAACUACAACAAGACUGCAUCACCCGCAAAUGACACUCCUGCCCAAAGUGACACUCCUGAUCCCAAGCCCCUAGUCUUAGCUGCUACCUCCACUUCCACUACGACCACAGCUCCCGCCACGACCCCGUCUACGCCCUCCCCAAAGCCCGCAACUAUGCCCACAUCAGCCUCUACGCCUACACCCGCUCCCAAACAAGCCUCCGCGGCCACAGCAGAGCCAAUUCCUUCUCCUGCUAAUUAGGCCAUGUGUCCUUCCUACAUGUGUAUGAGAUGCCAUCAUCUUCACCAGUUAUUUCCAUAAUUUGUUUCUGUAUUGCUCAUCUUGAUUAUUUCAAUUUUUGAUCAAAGGGACAGAUUUUUCGAAAAAUCUCAGCUAGCGACCCACUUACCCUGACCUACAUCGCAAGCAUCUGUUAUGAUUCGGGCGUGAGGUAGGUGUGUUGCCAUGACAGUUCUCAUCUCCCUUUCGUCUCGUAAGAAUCGGUAUUUAUGAACAAGAAAAAGUCACAGUAUAAUGCACUUUUUCAUGCAUUUAUGUUUUGUGGAUAUGCUUUGUUUUGAAAAGCAGAAUGAGUAUGUGGUGAGUUCAGUUCUGUAAACUAUUUGGCCCUUAUGCCCAAUGCCUAAUAUUUGUUGUUCAAAAUGAACUCACAAAACUGUUUAGCUUACCAAAUGUAUUCUUAAAUUGUCGACAAAUCAGAGAAUUACAGUCAAAACGGCACAGAUAUAAAACUCAACCUUAAAUGGUUUAACUAUGAAGCACUUAAACGAAAGGCCUUGACCCCUUGAAACAAAGCUUAUCUUAUUCAAAGUUUGUAACAGUGAUAAUUGACUACAAGCUUGCACUGCCAUGCAGUUAUCAAAAAAUAUGAAACAUUCGUUUUAAGCAGACACAACGAUUCGUGUCUAAAGGGGACAUGCCUUUUCUUUUCUGUUAAUGAUCCCACUGCAAUCUUUGACGUUGAUAAUCUCAGUUGAAUCUUGCCACUUAGAGAUGAUGAUCAAAUUUGUCUGGAACCAGUUGCUGCUAAAUAUUUAAAUAAGCUAAGCACACUUAGUUAAAUGACCAACAUUUGUACAAUAUGAGCAUGCAAAUUCUGUCAUGCCUUCCAGUUGUGUUCAACCAUACGUAUUUAUGCCUCUGUUGCUUUCUUGGAUGGCACAUUAUUUUGUAGCACGUUUGCACAAGCUUAUGCAAUGCUUUGCAUAAUGCUUUGAUGAAUCCGAUCCUAGAUCGCUCCAUUUUCACAGCAGCUUUCUCGUUAAUUCUGUGCUUGGCACAAAGUAAACUCCAAAUAAAACAGCCGAUGCAGCUGUCUAAAAGUCUUGGUUGCUUUUUAAAUGAUAAUGAAGCUUUCUGAGAAAUUGGCUUGGAAAAGUUGAUUAAAGUUGAUGGCCCGAAGUAUUUUAAGCUUAUGAAAUUUGCUUUUUUUCCCCAGAUGCAUUUCAAGAAAACCCAAAUUUAUGGCUCAUCUGAAUGUUGAACAAACUGAACUGUUUGGCUACACUACAUUUGAAUGUUUCACAAGAGUAAAAGGUUAAUGCACUUUUAUCUGUGAAGAAUUAGGGAGCGUUUGUGUGUUCAAACUCUUGU
This is a messenger RNA of Sinocyclocheilus rhinocerous, 7609 nucleotides long. RefSeq names its product WIZ zinc finger b (gene wizb). The record is from RefSeq and is a predicted model, not a curated record. The transcript is spliced from 17 exons. Gene Ontology annotation, biological process: regulation of transcription by RNA polymerase II. NCBI's taxonomy places the organism in Eukaryota, Metazoa, Chordata, Actinopteri, Cypriniformes, Cyprinidae. Gene Ontology annotation, molecular function: DNA-binding transcription factor activity, RNA polymerase II-specific; RNA polymerase II cis-regulatory region sequence-specific DNA binding. Gene Ontology annotation, cellular component: nucleus. The coding region runs from base 212 to 6256 and encodes 2014 amino acids.